AUGGCACGAAAACCUCGAGGCGAAGACGACGACGAGGAGCAAGGGAGCCGUCUCUUCGUCGUUGCGAAUCGAUUGCCCAUCUCUAUCAAGCAGAGGGAUGAUGGCGGCUUCGACUUUGGUGCCUCUGCCGGUGGCCUUGCAUCUUCUCUAUCUGGUUUGGCGUCGAAGACCAAGUUCGUCUGGUAUGGAUGGCCCGGUAUCGAGGUCCAUCGCAACGACAAAGAACACCUUCGCCAAGAACUCGAACGACAGCAUAGUGCUGUGCCGGUCUUUCUCUCACAAGAGCUGGCAGAGAAACACUAUAACGGUUUCAGUAACAGUAUCUUGUGGCCGCUACUCCAUCGUAUGCCCGAUAAGGCCGACUCUCAUCCAGAAUGGUCCGAUGCAUACAAAGAGGUAAAUGAAAUCUUUGCAGAGAACCUCAUCCCCCAGCUUGAGGAUGGGGACAAGGUCUGGAUUCACGACUAUCAUUUACUGUUACUACCAUCAGCCAUUCGCCGCCGUCUACGCAACAAAAAGAUCAAGAUCGGAUUCUUCCUCCACACGCCAUUCCCAAGCGAAGACUUCUUUUCCAUUCUCCCCUUCCGAGAGGCCAUUUGCGAAGGUGUCUUCAACUCUGACGUAGUUGGUUUCCACACUCGAGGCUAUGUGGAAGAUUUCUUGGAUUCUGCCGAAAAGGUGCUGCCGGGGGUUCGUCGAUCUCCCCACGACCUUCACUACCGAGACCGCACGGUGAUUGUGCAUCAGUUUCCGAUUGGGAUCGACCCGUCACGAUUCCGCAAGGCUCUCUCUACGCCUGAAGUGCAAUCGGAGCUCACUUCUCUCACCAAGACGUACGCUGACAAGACUGUACUGCUCGGCAUUGACCGCCUUGAUUACACCAAGGGCGUUCCGCAGAAACUACUUGCUUUUGACAAUUUCUUGAAGGACAACCCAUCCUACGUCGGGAAAGUUGUCAUGAUCCAAGUCGCUGUACCUACUCGCCCGGGCGUGACCGAAUACGUCAAGCUGCAACAUCAAGUCGAACAACUCGUGGGACGCGUCAACGGUAAUCACAGUACCGCAUCUUACACGCCUGUAGUAUAUCUCCACCGCAGCAUCCCCUUCGAGCAUCUGUGCGCGCUAUACGCGCUUGCUGAUAUUUGCGUGGUAUCCCCUAUCCGGGACGGUCUCAAUCUCGUCUCGUACGAAUACACUAUCUGCCAGGCUCACAAAGCAGCUACACAGGCCUGCACUGGCCACCACAAAGAACCUGGAGUUCUGAUGCUGUCGCAGUACACUGGUGCGGCCACCACAUUGCGAGACUCGGUCAUCAUCAACCCGUGGGACACACCGCGUUUUUCGGAGGCCAUUCACAUGGCUCUACACAUGCCGCCUCCAGAACGCAAACGGCGGCAUGAGUCCAAUGUCAAAGUCGUGGAGGAGCAGACGAGCGUGAGAUGGGGACAGAAGUUCUUGUAUUGCAUGGAGACGAUGCAAGUGGAUGAUGAGGUCGAGCAGCCAAACGACCUGCAGGUGCGCAGUCAUUCCCAAGAUGAACGAGAUCGAGGUCAAUCGGACAAGGGCGUUGACGGCACAGCUGAAGACGGUGUUGAUGGUUCGACCUUGUCCGAAACUGAGAGCCGUCGUCUGGAGUCUGUGGCUAGUGCAGGCGCCAAGGACAAUCCUGACGCCUCAGGCCCGCAGCUCACGAGUCUCAGCUUCAAACGCUUGUCGCAGGAUUCUGCAGCGAGGUCGAAGGACCGCCCCUCUUUUGAUGGAAACCUGGAUGCAUAG
Cyphellophora europaea CBS 101466 is the source of this 1776-nucleotide messenger RNA. RefSeq names its product alpha,alpha-trehalose-phosphate synthase (UDP-forming). The transcript has 3 exons. Lineage: Eukaryota; Fungi; Ascomycota; Eurotiomycetes; Chaetothyriales; Cyphellophoraceae. The record is from RefSeq and is a predicted model, not a curated record. Gene Ontology annotation, cellular component: cytosol. The coding region runs from base 1 to 1776 and encodes 591 amino acids. Gene Ontology annotation, biological process: trehalose biosynthetic process. Gene Ontology annotation, molecular function: catalytic activity.